Messenger RNA from Mytilus californianus (California mussel), 863 nucleotides. Its product is annotated as coiled-coil domain-containing protein 103-like. The transcript has 4 exons. The record is from RefSeq and is a predicted model, not a curated record. Gene Ontology annotation, biological process: determination of left/right symmetry; inner dynein arm assembly; epithelial cilium movement involved in extracellular fluid movement. The coding region runs from base 151 to 843 and encodes 230 amino acids. Lineage: Eukaryota; Metazoa; Mollusca; Bivalvia; Mytilida; Mytilidae. Gene Ontology annotation, cellular component: outer dynein arm.
CUAGCCCGUUGAUAAGGACGCUUGGAAUUUUAAAAAUAUUACGCAUGUUUUGAGGAGAAAAAGGCAGUUUUCGUACAUUCUAUCAAUAGUUUUGUUUUAUGAAUAUAAAAAACUAUAUUCCGAAAGACAGCAUAAGAUUUCUUGUUUAAAAUGGCUGACAAACCAAAAUCACGUGAUGACGAAUCCCUAAACUUUGAGAAAUUGGAAAAAGAAUUACAUGCUGCCGUGGAUGCAGAUCAGAGAUACUGGAGAGAGAACGAUGCUAAGUUUAGAGCAGUGCAUCAAAAAGUGGCAACUUAUGAUGAAUUUAGAGAUAUUGUCAAAGCUUCACAUCUCAAACCACUGGAGAAAGGUGACAAGAUGGAGAGUGUUCAGUUUAACCAACCUUGGAAUGUUGCUGCAGCUAAAAAGUCUGAAACAGAACAGUCAGAAAUGGGACAAAUUGAUAAGAAUAAAAAUAUUCCAAAAACAGGCCAAGAGUUUGUUCAGUAUUGGAGACGCUAUUUGAAAUCCCUUGGGGACCAGUAUAUAUAUCUCAUCAGUAUUGGUGGAGACAAUUUAGCAAAUAUUUUCAAAACAGAAAUAAGUUUUGGACUUCUUGGUGAUAUAGUGAAAGCACUUGAAAAUAAAACGGUUGACAGUGACAAUGAAAAAGUUGUACAAAUACUUGAAGGACUUAGCCAGACAAACAGAUUUUCACUCUCAGUACAAUUCUUAAGUUCUCAGGAAAAAGAGCUGUGUAAUACAUUAUUUGAUAGGUUAAGGACCUCACUUAAAGACUAUGAAGAAAUGACAGCAAGACUGGAUUGUUUGUCAGAAGUAUAUCAAUUAAAACAAAAAUAAAUUUUCUUUUUAGAAUUUAA